GGGGAUCGAACCCGGGUCACCCGCGUGACAGGCGGGAAUACUUACCACUAUACUACAACGACCUUGUUGCUUAAACAAUCAAAUCAUUCAUUAAAAUUACUUUUUAAGUAAUCAGUAGUUAAACCCAUGGCUGUUCGAAACUACAAAUUAAUGGCCUGAUAAGGCCCUUAUAAGGCCCAAAUCAUUAGUAACUCACUUACACUGAUUUACCGAAAAUGCCCUUACACAUCAGGAAGUCGCCUGAUACUGGAAUUUUCACUUUCUCAAAUCAAAUCCGAUUGAAAAACCCCUAACAUUCGAAUCCCUCUCUUCAAUUCCGAGAUCUGAAUUUAAGGAUCUCAAAUUGGUGGAAGCAUUCAAAGAGGAUGACGAAGGAUUUCCCAAUUCCACCGGUUGUUUUCCCUCCCAGUGGAUCAUCUCCGGCCACCGCAAAUGUUCAGCAACGCCGAGUUCCCACAGCUCCUUACCAACCACCACGUUCUUCCCCCGGUUCAUUUUCAAUCCCUUUCAUGCCGUCUGAAAUCGGAUCCUCCGUCGCCACUUCAAUGCCGGCCGGACCAUUCAGCGGAACAAUCUCUUCUUCUUCAUCUUUCGGUAGAGGAGUCUCUGCUUCGUUUGAAGAUGAGGAGCCUUUACUCGACGAGCUCGGUAUCCAUCCAGAUCAAAUCUGGAAGAAAACUAGAUCGAUUCUUAAUCCCUUCAGGAUUAAUCAGACUGUUCACAAAGAUUCAGAUCUCUCGGGUCCGAUCUUCUUGUACCUUGCGCUUUGCUUAUUUCAGCUUCUCGCUGGGAAGAUUCAGUUUGGUGUUAUACUUGGUUGGGUUGUUGUUUCGUCUAUCUUCUUGUACAUUGUCUUCAAUAUGCUUGCUGGUCGAAAUGGGAAUCUUAAUCUUCAUACUUGUACGAGCUUAGUUGGUUACUCUCUGCUUCCGGUUGUGAUUUUGUCGGCGGUGUCGUUGUUUUUGCCACAAGGUGCAGGUCCGGUUCGGUUUGUGCUCGGUGCGGCGUUCGUGUUGUGGGCUACUAGAGCUUGUUCUAAUCUGGUGGUGUCUCUUGCUGAUGGAGGAGAAGAGCACCGUGGAUUGAUAUCGUAUGCCUGUUUCUUGAUCUAUACUUUGUUUUCGCUUCUCGUUAUCUUUUGAUUCCUUGCUUUCGAAUAUUGAUAGAUGGAUUGUUGAUCUUUCCGGUGCCAUUACGGAGUAGCUUAAUGUGAAAUCUUGAAAAGUGUUUGUGGUGAAAUAGCUGAGACAUUGUAAAGGUUUUUUGAUAAUUUUAGAGGAAGUUGUUGUUGAUGUGGUUUAAGUAAUUGGAUUUGAUGUUCUUAUAGAUCUCUUUCGAUUAGAAAUCUCGAAACGUUUAUGCUA
Messenger RNA from Arabidopsis lyrata subsp. lyrata, 1364 nucleotides. RefSeq names its product protein YIPF5 homolog. Bases 366 to 1142 code for a protein of 258 amino acids. The transcript has a single exon. Gene Ontology annotation, cellular component: trans-Golgi network; membrane. Gene Ontology annotation, biological process: vesicle fusion with Golgi apparatus; endoplasmic reticulum to Golgi vesicle-mediated transport. Lineage: Eukaryota; Viridiplantae; Streptophyta; Magnoliopsida; Brassicales; Brassicaceae. The record is from RefSeq and is a predicted model, not a curated record.